Colletotrichum costaricense is the source of this 237-nucleotide messenger RNA. RefSeq lists its product as uncharacterized. The coding region runs from base 1 to 237 and encodes 78 amino acids. The record is from RefSeq and is a predicted model, not a curated record. The transcript has 2 exons. NCBI's taxonomy places the organism in Eukaryota, Fungi, Ascomycota, Sordariomycetes, Glomerellales, Glomerellaceae.
AUGCUGGUGUGGUACGGCGGUAGCGGUACGGACAUGGCAGAGCUCAAGAGCAUGGGGCAGGGUCCAUGGGGCACCGGGAGGUCGAAGCAGAGCGAGCGCAGACUCCAGGACCCAGAGACUCAGAGCGAGAGGUGCAGAGAGGCGGAGAGGCAGAAGGACCAGGUACUGUUAGGCCAUAUUUCGCAGCCAGGUAGCGCGACGCUGUGCUGGGAGGGCAAGUAUAGCGGCGAGGACUGA